AUGGUGAUAUUAGUGGUCGUAGACCGAUUUUCCAAGGGGGCUCAUUUUGGUGCUCUUCCUGCCCACCAUACAGCAUACAAGGUUGCCGUAUUAUUCCUCGACAUGGUCUGUAAGCUCCACGAAUUUCCACAAAGCUUGGUCUCCGAUAGAGAUCCUAUUUUUAUCAGUGGCUUCUGGCACGAGCUAUUCUGUUUAAGCGCCACAAAGCUUCGAAUGAGUACCACCUACCAUCCGCAAAACAAUGGUCAAACGGAAGGCACCUCCUCUAUUGAUGCUGUUGAUUCUUUGCUAACCACCAGGACUGAAAUUCAUGUGGCCCUGCAACACCGUUUACGCAAAGCACAGGAAGCCAUGAAAACUACGGCAGACAAGCAUCACCAUGAUGUUUCCUUCGCUGUAGGCGAUUGGGUAUAUGUCCGGCUUCGCCCUUACAGACAAACGUCGUUAGCCCCUACCUAUACCAAAUUGACCAAACGCUUUUACGGGCCUUUCCAGGUGCUAGAACGGAUUGAACCAGUAGCGUACAAAUUGCAAUUGCCGGUUUCUUCUCGAAUUCAUCCGGUUUUCCACAUUUCCCUCUUGAAGCUCCAUCAGGAACCAUUACCUCCCUCUCCAGCAGAACUUUCCCGAGCCAACUUCAAUAAUCAUUCACGAGCUCUGUCUCAGUUGCGAUGA
Molecule: messenger RNA, 675 nt
Organism: Glycine soja
Lineage: Eukaryota; Viridiplantae; Streptophyta; Magnoliopsida; Fabales; Fabaceae
Exons: 2
Coding region: 1-675 (224 amino acids)
Biological process (GO): DNA integration
Molecular function (GO): nucleic acid binding
Source: RefSeq, a predicted model, not a curated record